AUGGAGCUUCUAGGCCAGCGACUGGCUCGAGACGGUCAAGCAGGCGACGUGCUCUUCCUGCGCGGCGACCUGGGCUGCGGCAAGACGUGUCUGGCCAGGGGCUUCGUGCGCGCGUACACGCAGCAGCUGGAGCUGGCGGUCACGUCGCCCACGUAUCUGCUGGUGAACACGUACGAUGAGGCUCGUGAGCUGCCGGCCGUCUAUCAUGUGGACCUGUACCGGUUGGAUGCUGUUACGGAGCAGGACGUUGCCGCGUUGGGGCUUGCGGAGGCUUUCGAGCGAGGUAUUACGUUGGUGGAGUGGCCCGAGCGUCUGGAUGUGGAGAGCGCGCCGGAGGAGAGGUUGGAAGUCUACAUUUCGUACGACGAGGAGGAUGCGGAGAUUCGCCAUGUGAAGCUCGAUCCGAUCGGCGAGCGGUGGUCGAGACUUUUUGCAGAUGAAACGAGAUAA
Molecule: messenger RNA, 450 nt
Organism: Phytophthora sojae
Lineage: Eukaryota; Oomycota; Peronosporomycetes; Peronosporales; Peronosporaceae
Exons: 3
Coding region: 1-450 (149 amino acids)
Biological process (GO): tRNA threonylcarbamoyladenosine modification
Source: RefSeq, a predicted model, not a curated record